Messenger RNA from Mollisia scopiformis, 1996 nucleotides. RefSeq names its product O-acetylhomoserine ami. Lineage: Eukaryota; Fungi; Ascomycota; Leotiomycetes; Helotiales; Mollisiaceae. Gene Ontology annotation, biological process: transsulfuration. The transcript has 6 exons. The coding region runs from base 300 to 1673 and encodes 457 amino acids. Gene Ontology annotation, molecular function: pyridoxal phosphate binding; transferase activity, transferring alkyl or aryl (other than methyl) groups. The record is from RefSeq and is a predicted model, not a curated record.
CCGUCCAAAUUCUGACCACUGAAAUCCAUCAAUCCAGAGGGCGACUUCGGAACAACCAAGCUGCACAAGCAACACGACUGCUGUAAAUUUUCUGCUCAAGUGCAUCGACUCACAAGCUCCUUCCUCGGGUCGUGAUCACCCAAUAUGGCGUGCUCAAGUGGCUUCCUUACCCCACAUUGAAGAUCGCCGACCUUGGAAAAUUAUUAGAGGUAGGAAAGACACUUUUAAGUCAAGUCAGCUUCUCUUUGUUCAUUAAUCAAUUUCUCUCUUCUCUCCUUCAAUUACUGAACAUAUCCACAAUGGCUCCUGUCGAAUCCGAACACUUCGAGACUCUGCAGUUGCAUGCAGGACAGGAACCCGAUCCAGCAACAAAUGCGAGAGCUGUUCCUAUCUAUGCUACGACGAGUUACACUUUCAAUGACUCUGCUCAUGGCGCCAGGUUGUUCGGACUGAAGGAGUUUGGAAAUAUCUACAGCCGGAUUAUGAACCCAACCGUCGACGUCUUUGAAAAACGAAUCGCAGCUCUCGAAGGUGGUGUUGCCGCUGUUGCAGCCAGUUCUGGCCAAGCAGCUCAAUUUAUGGCCAUUGCAGCAGUCGCACACGCAGGAGACAAUAUCGUAUCCACGACCAACCUAUACGGAGGAACAUACAACCAAUUGAAGGUCUUUCUUCCAAGAUUGGGCAUCCAUACCAAAUUCGUGAACGGAGACAAGGCCGAGGACUUUGCAAAGGCAAUUGACGAGAAUACAAAAGCAGUCUAUAUCGAGAGCAUUGGAAACCCCAAAUACAACAUCCCAGACUUCGAGGCUAUUGCAAAAUUAGCUCACGAACAUGGCGUACCGGUCAUCGUCGACAAUACAUUUGGUGCAGGAGGAUAUUUCGUACAGCCCAUCAAGUAUGGUGCAGACAUUGUCGUCCAUUCAGCCACCAAAUGGAUUGGUGGUCAUGGUACCACGAUCGGAGGCAUAGUUGUUGAUUCUGGAAAAUUCAAUUGGGGAGCCAACGCCAAGCGUUUCCCUGAAAUGGUUGAGCCAUCACCAGGAUACCACGGCCUGAAGUUCUGGGAGACUUUCGGUCCCAUUACUUUCGCCAUCCGAGUCCGUGUUGAGAUCCUACGUGAUUUGGGAAGUGCACUUAAUCCAUUUGCUGCUUUCCAGCUUAUUCAAGGCAUUGAGACCUUGAGUCUGCGUGCUGAGCGUCAUGCAUUCAAUUCUCUAGCUUUGGCGAGGUGGUUAGAGAGUAGCCCACACGUUUCUUGGGUUUCAUAUCCUGGUCUAGAAAGCCAUCCUUCUCAUGAACUCGCCAAGAGAUACCUGAAGAGAGGAUUUGGAGGUGUUUUGAGCUUUGGUGUGAAGGGUGGCGGAGCAGCUGGAUCUCAAGUUGUUGAUGGGUUCAAGCUUAUCUCUAAUUUGGCUAAUGUUGGUGACUCGAAGACUUUGGCUAUCCAUCCUUGGUCGACUACACAUGAACAGCUGUCUGAGGAAGAGAGGUUGGCUUCUGGUGUUACUGAGGAUCUCAUCCGUAUCUCAGUUGGUACAGAACACAUCGACGACAUCAUUGCCGAUUUCCAACAAUCAUUCGAGGCGUCAGCAGCAGCUAAGACUACCGGAGGAGCCGAGGAAAAUGCAGAGAAGACGGGAAACGUAGAGGCGGAUGCUAAGAUGGUUGUUUAGAGUGGGAAGAGGAUUUGCUUUUGCGUUGCUUUUUCCAUGGGGUUCAUAUACCUUUGCUGCGAUCUUUUAGCAUAAGCGAUUUCCUGGAUGAGGAGUGGGAAGUGAGAAAAAAGCAUGUGGAUUUUGAGAUAUGAAUGCACGAUCUCACCUCCUGUUCCCCAGAUGCCAGAUCUUAUUGAGAAGGUUAACCACGUGAAUGUGUACAUGUCAUGCUACGGGAAAGCCACACGAGUGUGAACCUCGGGUUUAGUCACUCUAACACUCAUCAUUGCUGCCAUGUCUCCAUACUUUCAGAAGACUUGAUGAUGUUGCUAAGUCGUAGC